AUGUCGUCAGAAACCCCCUCCAUACCAACCCUCCACACCAAAGCCGAGUACCUCAAAGCCGUCAUGUACGAAGGCGUCACCAUCCUCGAAGGCACAGCCACCUGGUGCAAGAACUGCCACAUCGUCGCCCCUGAAGUCGCAAAGAUGGUGGCUGAGUACCCAAACGUAAAGUUUUACACGUAUGAUGUGGAGGAGUGUGAGGAUAUUGCGCAGGAGCUGGGGGUUAGGAGUAUGCCGUCGUUUAGUGUGUUUAAGGAUGGGGAUAUUAUGGAGGGGGUUACCGGGGCGAGGCCGAAGGAGGUUAGGAGGGCUAUUGAGGGGUCGGGCUGA
Messenger RNA from Alternaria conjuncta, 330 nucleotides. RefSeq lists its product as uncharacterized. The record is from RefSeq and is a predicted model, not a curated record. The transcript is spliced from 2 exons. Lineage: Eukaryota; Fungi; Ascomycota; Dothideomycetes; Pleosporales; Pleosporaceae. Bases 1 to 330 code for a protein of 109 amino acids.